GGAGCGGGUGAGUGACGCGGUGAGGGAGUGACUGGCUGCAGACGUGAGGCCGCUCUCUGCUCCUUCCUGGUGCCCGCCUGUAGGCCGUGAUGGCGACCACUUUCGUGUCGGUGCCGCUGAAGAAGGCGUCCGAGGUGGACCUGUUCAAGCCCCUGUCCAAGUUCAUCGGGGCCACCUACCCGAGCGGGGAGAGCCAGGCCGAGUACGUGCGGGCGGCCGAGGAGGUGAAUAAGCUGCGGAAGAGCGCGGUGGGCCGCCCGCUGGAUAAACACGACAGCUCCCUGGACACUCUGCUGCGGUAUUACGAUCAACUGUGUGCCAUUGAACCCAAGUUCCCAUUUGCAGAAAAUCAGCUUUGUUUAACUUUCACCUGGAAAGAUGCAUUUGAUAAAGGAUCUUUGUUUGGAGGAUCUGUUAAACUUGCCCUUGCAAGUUUGGGAUACGAAAAGACUUGUGUUUUGUUCAAUGUUGGUGCCUUAGCCAGCCAAAUUGCAGCAGAACAGAACCUGGAGAAUGAUGAGGGGCUGAAAUCUGCAGCCAAGUAUUAUCAGCUUGCCACCGGCGUUUUCCAGCAUAUCAAGGAUAGUGUACUGUCAGCACUGAAUCGUGAGCCCACCAUGGACAUUUCUCCAGAUACAGUUGGAACUCUCAGUUUAAUUAUGCUGGCUCAAGCGCAAGAAGUGUUUUUCCUGAAAGCGGCAGCUGAUAAAAUGAAAGAUGCAAUAAUAGCUAGACUAGCCAAUCAAGCUGCAGAUUACUAUGGAGAUGCAUUCAAACAAUGCCAAUACAAGGAAAAUUUGCCGAAGUAUUUUUAUUUCCAGGAAGUGUUGCCUGUUCUAGCUGCAAAACACUGCAUGAUGCAGGCCAAUGCAGAAUACCAUCAAUCAAUUCUGGCCAAGCAACAAAAGAAGUUUGGUGAGGAGAUUGCAAGAUUGCAGCAUGGAACUGAUUUGGUGAAGACUAUUGCCUCCAGGUAUGAUGAGUAUAUCAAUGUGAAAGAUCUAUCAGACAAAAUCUCUCGUGCAUUAACUGCAGCAAAGAAGGAUAAUGACUUCAUUUAUCAUGACCGUGUUCCUGACGUGAAGGACCUGGAGCCAAUUGGAAAAGCCUCACUAGUGAAGUCUACACCUGUCACUGUCCCGAUGAGUCAGAAAUUUACUGAUCUCUUUGCGAAGAUGGUUCCUUUGGCAGUGCAGCAAGCACUGAGCAUAUACAAUCAGAGACGGGCUGACUUGGUGAACAGAAUGAUUGCACAGAUGAGAGAAUCAACAAAUCUUACCAAUGGUAUUCUGGCUUCCUUGAAUUUGCCUGCUGCCAUUGAAGAUAUUUCUGGUGACAGUAUCCCGCAAUCAAUUUUGGAGAAGUCCAGCAGUGUGAUUCGGCAGGGUGGUCUCCAGACAAUAGAUCAACUCAUAAGAGAUCUUCCCGACCUUCUGCAAAGAAACAGUGAAAUUCUGGAUGAGUCAAUGAGAAUACUGGAACAAGAGGAAAUCACUGAUAAUGAACUGAAAACCAAAUUUAAAGAACGCUGGCAAAGGACUCCGUCAAAUGAACUAUACAAACCCUUAAGAGCAGACGGAGCUAACUUCAGAAACACUCUGAAUAGAGCAGUCCAAGCUGAUAAAGUGGUCCGAGAGCGUUAUGCUGCUCACAGUGAAAUAAUUGCCCUUCUUUGUAAACCCGAAGCAGAACUGAAUACUGCCAUACCAUCUGGCAAUCCAACCAGAUCUCUUCAAGGAAGUGAGGUGGUUACACUUCUGAAAACUCUUCUUGCUUCCUUGAAUGAGGUUAAGAAGGAGAGAGAAACUCUUGAGAAUGAUCUAAAGUCAGUGGAGUUUGAUAUGUCCAGCAAGUUUCUGACAGCAUUGGCUCAGGAAGGUGCCAUAAAUGAAGAAGCUAUUUCUGUGACUGAGCUUGAUCGAAUUUAUGGAGGUCACACUGACAAAGUACAGAAGAAUUUGAAAAAGCAGGAAGAGUUGCUUGCAAAUAUUCAGACUGCUCAUGAAGAAUUUUCAAAGUCCACACAAUCAAACACUGAUGCGAAUCAGAGGGAAGAAAUACUUAAGAAAUUGGCAGCAGCACAUGAUCAAUUUGUUGAACUUGUAGCUAAUUUGAGAGAAGGCACCAAAUUCUACAAUGGGCUCACUGAAAUCCUCUUGAAGUUCCAAACAAAAUGUUCUGACAUUGUGUUUGCUCGCAAGACUGAAAGAGAUGAACUUUUAAAGGAUAUGCAGCAGAGCAUGGCAAGAGAACCCAGUGCGCCUAACCUAGCAACACCCGCAUACCAGACCGCAGUCUCUAUCAAUGAAUCCACCUCUGGCCCAACACCUGCACCCAGAACUGUAUUUCAACCCAAAACACAGACUCCCGAAUGUUCUCCAUCUUCAUCCAGUGUUUGUGAAAAUCAACCCAAACCUCAGCCUCCUGCUCGCCCGCCUCCUCCAUCUGUUGGAUCCACUUACGCACCGACUUCGUAUGGCACAGUUACAGGCACAAGUGCUCCAGCUUCAGCUCCGACUAGUGCUCCAGUUUCUGCUUCACCUGCUCUUAUCGGAGGCACUGGUAUGCCAUCCCAGGCCCAGGGCCCACCAUACCCAUCAUAUCAAGGAUAUCCUGGGUAUUACCAAAUGCCCAUGCCUAUGGGAUACGGCCAAUUUGGUUAUGGCCAAUACAACAUGCCGUAUGUGUACCAGCCUCCUGGGCAGCCACCUUUCCAAAGUGCACAGCAGCCCCAACAGCCUGGAUACCCCUACCCUCAGCAGCAAUACUACCAGCAAUAAGAAAAAUUUUCUGUAAAAGAUUCUUACUGUUAACUUUGAAAUUACCUCAAUUCUUAAUCUACUGCAUACUAUUAAACAUUAGUCUGAGAUGAUUGCUGAUUAGGUGAUACUGUUGAAAUCUGAUUGCACUAAAUUUAACUUUUUUAGCAACAAACACUAGGAAUUUAGCAAAUCUAAAAUGAGUUUUUCUUUCUCAAAGACAUGGUAAAAUUGCUUAAUAGCAAUCUUUUGUUGACUAGAUUUUUUUCUAAUUUGGAGAAAUGGGUUUGAAAUGCAGCAUAAAUAUAAAACAGGUUGUGUAUGCCUCUCUGCUUUUACAUUUGCUUAGACUGUAUCUGGUUUAUGUUAUAUCCUACAUCCUAAUGUUUAAAUUUGUCUAAUCAGGGCCUUGUAAAUCAUAUACAUUAAAAAUAAUUAUGACCAAAA
Leucoraja erinaceus (little skate) is the source of this 3206-nucleotide messenger RNA. RefSeq names its product programmed cell death 6 interacting protein (gene pdcd6ip). The record is from RefSeq and is a predicted model, not a curated record. Gene Ontology annotation, biological process: mitotic cytokinesis. NCBI's taxonomy places the organism in Eukaryota, Metazoa, Chordata, Chondrichthyes, Rajiformes, Rajidae. The transcript has 19 exons. Bases 90 to 2780 code for a protein of 896 amino acids. Gene Ontology annotation, cellular component: endosome. Gene Ontology annotation, molecular function: protein binding.